This is a messenger RNA of Closterium sp. Naga37s-1, 2163 nucleotides long. Lineage: Eukaryota; Viridiplantae; Streptophyta; Zygnematophyceae; Desmidiales; Closteriaceae. The record is from the annotation of a GenBank genome assembly.
AUGAAGCGUCUCCUCGAUCCACCCCCACGCACCGCACCCGUGCUUGCCGUGCUGCUGCUGUUGCUCGUCUCAAACACGCAAAUCUCACUCCCAUGGCUGCCCGCGGCGCAUCCACGGCCGCCGUUGCUGCUGGUGGCGACGGCUGGUGGCGGAGGGCACAACUACGGCGACGCGCUCGCCCUGAGCAUCCUGUUCUUCGAGCAGCAGCGCUCCGGGAAGCUGCCGGCAAAUCAGCGAGCCAAAUGGCGCGGGGAUUCCGGACUGAAUGACGGCAAGGACGUUGGGGUAAACCUGUCCAAGGGCUACUACGACAGCGGCGACAACGUCAAGUACGGGCUGCCCAUGGCGUUCACGGUCGCGACGCUGGCGUGGGGAGUGGUGGAGUACGGUAGCCAGCUGGAGGAGCAGGGGCAGCUGCAGUACGCGCUCGACGCCGUCCGGUGGGGCGCGGACUACUUCGUCAGCGCGCACCCCGAGCCCAACGUGCUGUACGCGCAGGGCGUGGGGAGUGGUGGAGUAUCGCAAAGAAGUGGGCGACGGCGUGUCGGACCACGCGUGCUGGCAGCGGCCCGAGGAGAUGACCACGCCGCGCACCGCGUACCGCCUCGACGCCGCCAAUCCCGGCACGGAGGUCGCGCGGAGGCCGCCGCCGCCCUCGCCGCCGCGAGCCUCGCGUUUGUCGCGAGCGACAGGGCGUACUCGACGACGCUGCUGCGACACGCGCGCGAGCUGUUCUCAUUCGCGGACAAGUACCGGCGCACGUACACGGCCAGCAUCCCCUCCGCCGCCACCUACUACCAGUCCUACUCCGGCUAUAACGACGAGCUGCUGUGGGCGGCGGGGUGGCUGUACCGCGCUACAACCGACCAGCAGUACCUGGGCUACAUCCGUGCCAACAAGGACGCGCUCAAGGGCGCCGCUACAACCGCCAAGAUGUUCUCCUGGGACGACAAAUUCGCCGGCGCGCAGGUCCUGCUCUCGCAGCUGGCGCUGGUGGCGGGCGACAGCAGUAUGCAGGCGUACGCGGAUCAGGCGCAGCGGUUCAUGUGCAACGUGCUCGCCGGCUCUAAGACGCCCGGCGGGCUGCUGGUGUUCCUACCGUGGAGCAACCUGCAGUACGUGACAUCAGCGUCGCUACUGCUCUCCGUGUAUUCCGACUACCUCGACCGCGCCUCUGUGCCCUCCUUCAAGUGCGCCUCCGGCCAGACGCUCACGCCCACGGACCUGCGGCGCAUGGCGCAGAAGCAGGUGGACUACAUCCUGGGCAGCAACCCCAAGGGCAUGAGCUACAUGGCGGGGUACGGGGCGUACUACCCCAAGCGCCAGCACCACCGCGCGGCAUCCCUGCCUUCCAUGAAGAGCCGCCCUGGGUUCAUUGCAUGCGGCGACGGCUUCUCCUUCUUCCACACCCCGAACCCCAACCAGAACGUGCUGGCAGGAGCACUUGUCGGCGGCCCAGACGCCUCGGACUCGUUCACAGACGACCGCGGCAACUACCAGCAGAACGAGCCCAGCACGUAUGUGAACGCGCCGCUGGUGGGCGUGCUGGCGCGCAUCGCAGGCGGAACGGAGAAGAUCCCUGUCACACACGCUGACCCCGGUCCUAUCAGUGCGCCUAAGGGCCCGCGCGCUGGCGGGCAGAGUGGAGGGGGGAGUGGCGGUGGGAAGAGCGGAGGGGGGAGUGGUGGUGGGAAGAGUGGAGGGGGGAGUGGUGGUGGGAAGAGUGGAGGGGGGAGUGGUGGUGGGAAGAGCGGAGGGGGGAGUGGUGGUGGGAAGAGUCCACCGAAGAACACUGGCGGCAAGCCGAGCAAUGGCAAUAACAACGGUGGCAGCAAGGGCAGCAGCGGCGGCGGCAGCAGCAAGGGAGUGCGGCGGCUGGUGGUGCAGACGAAGCAGACGGGUGUGUGGAAGGACAAGAGUGGGCAGGAGGUGGGGCGGUACAUGGCCAACAUCACCAAUGUCAGUGGAGGGCGACUCAACGCUCUCACUCUCAGAGCAAGCAACUUCCAUGCCUCCAGCUACUGGGGACUAGUCACGUCGGAGAAGCCUCGGGGAUUCAGGAUAGUGCAGAACGGUGGAAACAUGGACAAGGGUGCAUCUGUCGCGGUGGUGUACAUUCAACCGGGAGGAAAGGCCCGGUUCCGGGGCAUCUUCAGGGAUUGA